Messenger RNA from Tachyglossus aculeatus (Australian echidna), 2263 nucleotides. RefSeq names its product claudin 20 (gene CLDN20). Gene Ontology annotation, biological process: cell adhesion; bicellular tight junction assembly. Gene Ontology annotation, cellular component: plasma membrane; bicellular tight junction. The coding region runs from base 326 to 988 and encodes 220 amino acids. Gene Ontology annotation, molecular function: structural molecule activity. NCBI's taxonomy places the organism in Eukaryota, Metazoa, Chordata, Mammalia, Monotremata, Tachyglossidae. The transcript is spliced from 2 exons. The record is from RefSeq and is a predicted model, not a curated record.
UGAUGUGGAGAACCUGGUAUUUACCUUCCAGCACCAUCAGCGAUCUUGAUCGCUCAACUCUGCGGGCGGUUCUUUAUUUGCUAUACGGCAGGCUACGCUGACGGAGCUCAAUGACUGAUUGACUGGACCUGCAAAAUGAGCCUUGUUUAGCUCCAUUCGUUCCUGAUUCCUGAAACGGGGAACAACAGACCCACCGGGCCGACUGCAGUUACUGAAGGCUCCCGUUCAGAAGAGACAGCCUCCUGGCUUGGCUCACGGGCUAUCGCGGCUGACCGCAUUCACCAGAGAGGAGCCCCAGGAGAGGAGGUGACAGGCGACUGACGGCAUGGCCUCUACGGGCCUACAGCUCUUGGCUUUUGCCCUGGCCUUGCUAGGGUUUUUAGGGGUGAUUGCGGCUACCCUGUCACCCAGCUGGAAGGUCAGCCUGGAAGUGGGCUCGAAUAUCAUAACAGCCAUCACGCAGCUGCAGGGGCUCUGGAUGGACUGCACAUGGUACAGCACGGGGAUGUUCAGCUGCACGCUGAAAUACUCAAUCCUCGCCCUCCCCGCUCACAUCCAGGCUGCGCGGACUGCCAUGGUGCUGGCCUGCAUCCUCGCGGCUUUCGGGAUUUGCGUCUCAAUGGUGGGGAUGAAGUGUACACGGUUGGGGGGCAGGGGCGGGGUGACCAAAAGCUACACUGCUUUCGCUGGUGGAGCCUGCUUCAUCCUCGCCAGCAUCUUUGGCUUGAUCCCAACCUCGUGGUACACAAAGGAGAUUGUUUCCAAUUUUCUAGACCCGAGGGUCCCUGGCAGCAGUAAGCACGAACCCGGGGGAGCCGUGUAUGUUGGAUUUGUUUCCGCGGGGCUUCUGUUUUCCGCGGGUGUGAUUUUCUGCGCUUCUUGUUUUACAAAGCAGGAAGAGGAGUGGAACUGCCCACCCAAGAAGCAGCAGUUUCCCACUCUGCAGUCAGAGAACGGUGCAGGAUAUAACCUGAAGGACUAUGUGUAAAUGCAAUUGUGUAUUCUUCCUGUAGUAUUUGGGGUACCAAGGGUGUUUUUAUUUACUUUGAAAAAAACAAAUCAAAAACCACCCUUGGGUCUACUGACCUAAGAUUUUAAAAUAUCAGCAACCCUAUUGUCUAGGAUUAAGUCUGCCCUAAGAUUUGUUCGUGUAUGGCCAACUGUUUACACUCUAUCUGUCUCAACCAAAAACCAAAAUACAGCCAAACGCAUCAAGUGUUACAAAUUAAUUGAUGGAUAACCUUCCUUUUUGCGCUGCCAGUUGAAGCAUCAAUAUAAUCUUGUUUAUAUGGAUUUCUUUUCACCAGCAAUGUAUCAACUGCUGUUUAAUACUCCUGUUUUUAUUAGAGCAUUCAACUAAACUUCCAACCAUUUUGAAACCUCUUCUUCUGCUUUUAAUCAAAUAUAACAUCUGCUUUUCCUUUCUAGUCCUCAAAUACCAUAGUAACAAAUUUAUUUCUUUUUUUAAGGCACAUUGUGCAAACUGCAUAUCAGGAGCUGAAGAACUGCCACUGCCAUUGAGAUAUUGCCAAAAAUGCCAUCCCCCACUUCUUCUUCUACCCUCUAAACCCUCGACCUGCUGGGGUUAUUUUUUAUUUCAAAGAGAUGUCUAUAUAACAUUAUCCACUGCUGCCAAUUUUACCAAGAAACUCUGGACAGACCUAAGCAAAUGGAGUUGGCAAAUGUCAUCAUGACAAAGAAAAUAUUUAGAACCUUUAACUCACUGAAUACAAUCUAUGGAUAAAGAAAAUAUCCUCAGGUUUUUCAGUAAUGUUCACUGCAGUUCCUUCAGUCUUUUAGGUGUCCUAACACUUUUAUUUCACAUCAAAUUUACUGCUACAAACAAAAAACGUGAAUGGCAGCAGCUUAAUUUUUUUUAAUUCUUUGCCAAAUUUUUCCAACUUGACUCAAUUUAACACAGUGACUAUUGUUUUCAUUUCUGCUGAGCUGUUUCCAUAAAGAAAUUAUUUCAAAUCCUAUCCUAAGGGAUAAUAAAAAAAAACAAAAAUUGGCUAAAACAAGUAUAUAAGGCAAAAGGGAUUUUUGUUGAAAGCAGUGUUGGCUUCAAAGAAAGAAAGUCUUAUAUUCCCUGUUAAAGUCUAAGAUAUGUAAUUGUUCUGUUCCUUAUUGGUGUUAUGUCUCACUACUAUAUGUGUUGUAGUUUUAAUACCACAUAAGAGAAAAUUUCCAUAAAGAAAGGAAAUAAGGCAUCAAGAGUGUGGAAAAGCAGACAAAUCCUCAAAAAUGGACUUUUGAGAAGGGG